GAUAUUUAUUAGCUAUUUGAAUCCUUAUUUCACACCCAAGCGAGAUGUUGAUCAAGGAUUUGUGCCCCUUCAAAAAGACACUUUAUUUACCGACCAGGGAUUUCCGGAGUCUUCUAAGUUCACCUUUUCAAAUAAAUGCGUCUGUUGAGACUGUCAAGGGGAAGUGCGUGAAGGUUAGCUAUAUGAUCAUGGAGAUUCCUCUGUUUGCGUCUAUAAUAGGGAUUGAGCUGCGAAUGAUAGAACUUCUGCUUUCUGAUGGCUUUAAAGGCUGCUCAACUGUCUUCCUCCAGAACCUUGAUGGCCAGGGUAGACCCUGUAGUGAACCAUUUGCCUUAUAUAGCGCUAAGGAUGGCUUAAUAUCCAACUGUCAGCUUAGAAUACCCUUACAAGGUGGAGAGAAGGUUCAAUUACUUUUUGUUUGCGAUAAUACUCUAAAUAAAAAUAUAACACCCACGAUUUACAUAUCUGGCGUUUGUAUGUUAGUGCCCGGCAGGGUCAAACUCUCGAAAACUGAUGGGACAAAGCUGAACAAAUGGACUAGUAAUCGUUGGGUAUUCCAAACUAGUGAAAGUUCUUUUAUUCCUAGUGAUGGAUAUAAAUCCAAUGUCUUAGUGCCAAAAUCAAGAAAAAGGGAUCGAUCUUCCAGCGAUGAACCACCACAACUUAUACAUGCUUUCGUAAUGGGAGGUGAUGAUGAAAGCUAAAACAUCACAGAAGUCUCUCCGAUUUUUUCUUGACUGAGAUGGUGCUUAGGCAUCUAAUAUGAUAAAUUACAAGCGCGACUCGUUAAUAAA
This is a messenger RNA of Phytomonas sp. EM1, 794 nucleotides long. Lineage: Eukaryota; Euglenozoa; Kinetoplastea; Trypanosomatida; Trypanosomatidae. The record is from the annotation of a GenBank genome assembly.